Patella vulgata (common limpet) is the source of this 2982-nucleotide messenger RNA. RefSeq names its product gamma-aminobutyric acid receptor subunit alpha-2. The record is from RefSeq and is a predicted model, not a curated record. The transcript has 10 exons. Gene Ontology annotation, cellular component: synapse; neuron projection; membrane. Bases 504 to 1841 code for a protein of 445 amino acids. Gene Ontology annotation, biological process: signal transduction; monoatomic ion transmembrane transport; regulation of membrane potential. Gene Ontology annotation, molecular function: GABA-A receptor activity; extracellular ligand-gated monoatomic ion channel activity; neurotransmitter receptor activity. NCBI's taxonomy places the organism in Eukaryota, Metazoa, Mollusca, Gastropoda, Patellidae.
UAAUCAACAUGAUAGAACUAAGACAGAAUACAUGUAUAUUGACGAGUACAGGACGAAGACAGAAGAAGCGGUUAGUUGAGCCGUGGGUAUUUGCUAUAAUCACUAAGAUUCAUAUAUCGAUACUGGAAGUCGAGGCUAAGAGGCCGCUCAUCAAGACACCAUCACGUCACUGUGGAUAACACUCUCACUCGCCAGUAUAUACAUCACCAUUUAACUUCCGUAUAUAUCACGUGAUGAGAAUACCAGUCACAGGAACCAAUCAUUAAUUUUUUAUAUAUACAUGUAUAUAUGUAGCCUACUGUUGUUAGCACGUGUGUGGGGAAUAACUCUCCCGAUAUUCAAUGACUGAUUCGAGGACGCGUAUUGAUGGAAGUACAAAAUGCUUGAUAGAAGAAAGACCUAAUCUCGUCUUUAGGCUCUGAGUAGAAAUGCCAGACUUCUAAUGUAACCAGUUGUUUGCCUAUUGAGAAGACACCGUGAGUUGUAGUAUAUAACUAACAACAAUGUUGACCACGACAACAACAAUUCUGUCGCUGUUAUUGACUUAUCUAAGAUUUAUCGAUGGAAAGGAGAAUCUUAAGAGAGAACAAGUCAGCCACCUAUUGGACCAGCUAUUACUUAACUAUAACAAGCAUGUGAGACCUGGUGGAGGAGCCGAUCCUUUGAGAAUUUCUACAGACUUUGCUAUAAGAAGUAUGGGUCCUAUCAGUGAAAGUGACAUGGCGUACUCCAUGCAAAUUUACCUUCGACAAAGAUGGUACGACGAUCGACUCACUUUUCAGAUUGACAAUUUCACGGAGUUCACUCUGAGUAACAAAGUUUUGAAGUCCAUAUGGAAGCCCGAUACGUAUUUUGUAAAUGGUAAAAAUAGCAAGGCUCACAAUAUAACAGUUCCCAAUGCUUUUGUUAGAAUUCGUCAUGACGGGAGACUGUACAUGUCUAGAAGAUUAACUGUCCGGGCCAGGUGUCCAUUGAAACUGUCCAGAUUUCCCAUGGAUAAAGCAGAUUGUCCGUUGAUUAUUGCAAGUUAUGCCUAUACCACAGAUGAGAUCAUAUAUUAUUGGAAUCCAAAUGCCCCUAAUGUUGACAUGCCGAAAGGAUUGACGAUGGCUACGUAUGAAGUUGGUUGGGUUGACAGUGCCAAUACCACCUAUCAGACCACUCAUGGUCCCCAGUCUGUUUUAGAGGUCCACAUACACUUACACCGGAACUUGGGAUUCUUUAUCCUCCAGACUUUUUUACCCUGUUAUCUAAUAGUCAGUUUAUCCUGGAUUUCAUUCUGGAUCAAUCGAGACGCAGCUCCUGCCAGAGUUUUAUUAGGUGUGACCACCAUAUUGAGUACAGCCCAGAUAGGAAUGACAGUAAGGGAAGGUCUGCCAAGGGUACCAUACGCCACGGCUAUAGACGUGUUUCUUAACGUGUGCCUUGUGUAUGAUAUGGCGGCUCUCAUCCAAUAUGCUGCUGUCAACUAUUUUACUAAAGUCAUGCCAAUAGAAGGUGGUGACGAGGAGGAGGACGAGUUGACUGGGUUUCCACCGCCAAGGAAAAUCAUCAUCUCUGAGCAAGAACAUGAACGAGAGCGUGAAACAUUAAUUUUGAACAAUGCCCAUGUUGUGGAUCUAGAACACCAAGGUUACAAGAAGAUUGGGUGUUAUCAAAUGUUGUGGCGAUGCUUGACUGGUAAUUCUGAGUUCCGGUUGCAUCGUGGUAAUAGUGUAAAGCCAGGAGUGGGUAACUCUGUCAGUGACAUUGACUUAAUGGCGCGAAUUAUUUUUCCGUCGACUUUUAUUCUUUUCAAUGUGUGUUAUUGGACAUUGUAUCUUCAUAUUCCACAGAGUUGACGACCUCAUAUUAUUGAUGUUGGUGUUAUCUUGUUGCUGUUAAAUCAAUAGUUUAGAUACACGCAGUGGUCUAAGUGCUACGAGAAUGCAUGGUAAUGACGUUUCCCUUUUUGAGAGGGGGAUUCCCGUUCCCUCUCUGUUUCAAGGAAAUCUAGACUUACAUUCUUUAGUAUUGCAUUUGAAAUUUCCACCAACUUCCAGCAGAAAUAUGGAAAAAAAACUCAUUAAAUGUGUUAAGUUUUGUGGUUUAGGUGUAUUCCCACAUUACAAAAUUAUAAAAACUCUCCAAUGUAGAUUUUUGCCCAAAAGUGCCCCACCAUACCAGUAACAUUUCAAAAUCCGUUCCCCAAAUUCACUGGAUAUACGCAUGGUACUAGGAAUCUCCACGAUGUCGAUUUACAUUUAUACACUGCGUCCAUGUUUGUAUGGUAUCUACGAUGGAUAGCUUAGCCUCGUUUGUUAGUGUUGAAUUAUCGUAGUUCAGGACAAAUCGGUGUUUAAAGAUUCUUUCCUUCUUUGGGGUUUAAACACCGAUCAACGCAUAUACACACCGAAAGAGCAGUGUUAAAAAUAUAUCCCCACCCAGUUGGAAACAUGAACUAUCAAUUUAGAUCAUAGAACAGUAAAACAAAUAAUUAUAAUUGUUGAAAUUAUUAAAGCUAUUGUUAAAUAUUCUGCUUUCGUUUUUAAAACACGAAGUGAAAUGGGGUUUAACUUUUUACUUGUCUGCACCGACUGGGAUAAUGAAGAUAGACAUACGCCAUACAGUGUGUUAUGGGGGAAAUUAGGACCGGAACACGUCACUAUAAGGCCUACGCUUUAUUCGGAUUCCAACUGUUAAGGGUUCUUUUACAUGCACGUCAAUGUAGACCAAAUUAAACCAAUAUAGGGAUUUGAUGUUUUGGUGGUUACAGUGACACCUACAUGCACCAACAUUAAUGCUUGAUUAAUCUGAAUGUAUUGAAAUAAACUUGCUUUGUGUACAUGUAUAAUAAUAAUAAUAAUAAUAUGGUCUAUCCGUUUGUUUACCUUUAAAGUAAUAUGGUCUAUCCGUUUGUUACGACAUUAAAUGUCACACGUCUACCCCCGUUUCCCUGUUUGCACGGCAUUAAAUGUAUAUUUAAAAUAAAUAAAAGCUUAA